Musca vetustissima is the source of this 981-nucleotide messenger RNA. Its product is annotated as carbonic anhydrase 2-like. The record is from RefSeq and is a predicted model, not a curated record. The coding region runs from base 1 to 981 and encodes 326 amino acids. Gene Ontology annotation, molecular function: zinc ion binding; carbonate dehydratase activity. The transcript is spliced from 6 exons. Gene Ontology annotation, cellular component: cytoplasm. NCBI's taxonomy places the organism in Eukaryota, Metazoa, Arthropoda, Insecta, Diptera, Muscidae.
AUGUGGUUUGCCUUAAAUUCGCUGCGCCAACCUCAGACGAAAACUGGGCCAGAAUUGACAUUGAAAGGCCUACCACAAUCUGAGCGUCUUCUUCUUUGUGCUCCUUAUGAAACACUUCACACUUCCCAAGAAUGGGAUUCGAAGUUCCGUGUUGGAGCUCUUAGGCAAUCUGGCACCUCAAAUGCUGAAUGGUCAUAUGCCGAUACGAAUUGGGGUACAAAUUAUCCCCAAUGUAACGGUAAUCGCCAAUCACCAAUACACAUACAGUCACAAAAUACAUACCUAUUGCCAACAAAGCCAUUAAGGUUUAAAAAUUACGAUAUACCUCUGCUGGGUCCCAUUGAGCUCACUAAUAAUGGUCACUCAGUUGAAUUUUCGGUAACCGAAACAGUAGAUGGUCGCAUACCCACUAUUACUGGUGGCAUUCUGAAAGGAACCUACGAGGCGGUGGGUGUACAUUUCCACUGGGGUGGUCCCGGCAGCAAAGGUUCCGAACAUAUUAUUGAUGGCCGGCAAUUUGAUGUUGAAAUGCAUAUUGUCCAUAGGAAAACUACCUUCGCCACUAUGGAAGAAGCCACCCAGUCGCCAUAUGGAAUUGUAGUUUUGGGUGUAAUGUUCAAGGCGGUUCAGAAUCCCGAUCGUUAUUAUCCCGGCUUAAAUAGAAUCUUCAAUAAAUUAUCAAAUGUCGAAACGUACGGCUCAUCGACAUUCCUCGAUGGUUCAAUAUCAUUGGGUCAAUUAUUGGGUGAUUUAAAUACGAAAAAUUUCUUCACCUAUAAAGGUUCGUUGACAACGCCCGGCUGUUCGGAGGCUGUAUUGUGGCAUGUCUUCCCCGACCCUAUGCCAAUUGCUCAAGAACAUAUAGAGAAAUUUUGGACUCUAACCGAUUCAAAUGGUCAACCGUUGACAAAUAACUUUAGACCAACACAAGACUUAAAUGGUCGUAAGAUCUUUUAUCGGGUAGGAUUUAAAGCAAUUUAA